Molecule: messenger RNA, 825 nt
Organism: Penicillium cosmopolitanum
Lineage: Eukaryota; Fungi; Ascomycota; Eurotiomycetes; Eurotiales; Aspergillaceae
Exons: 5
Coding region: 1-825 (274 amino acids)
Source: RefSeq, a predicted model, not a curated record
AUGCUUCUCUUUCAGCCCUUCUCAGCCGUGGGGCCAGUUUUGAUUUCCCUGGAACUUCUGGGCAAUAACCCGAAGGAUGGAGUGCGGAUGAGCCGGAUCUCAGCUCAGAGUAAGACCAAGAGUACAUUCCUUUUUUCUUCGCUAAAGUUUCUGGAAGUAAUAUCGAAGGCCAAAUUAAGAGAGCUGAAGAAGAUUAAUAUUCUUUUCUUUACAUUUUCAUUUCCCGCACUAACGCCGAUGGGUAUUUUCCUUUUCUGUAGGAACAUGGUCAAAUCCGAACCUCAUGGACUUACUUGGGAAGUUGUCCAGCGCCUUAGUUGCUUGAAACAAUUAGAAGAAAGCCUUGGAAAGGAAGACAAUGACAAUAAUCAUUCCAACGUUAAAUCUAUUAUAGCUGCAUAUCGCUCCAAAAACCUACACUGGAAUGAAAAUGCAGUCACUUAUUGGUCAUAUGGUCAAUUGAUUGCUGGUCCUAAGAAGUUAGAUAUUCAGGAACUCUAUGCUCUUAGCGCAAAGUAUGGUCCAAAGGGAUUUUGGGUAGAGGGUAUAGAUGGAUUUAGGCCGGGCCAUUUAUACGUGUUUCUUACCUUAAACUCGCGCCACAAUAGAUUUGCGCUCCAAACGGUUCAUAUAACCAUUCGAAAGCCAGCUACCCAGGCAACAAGUACAAUGGCGACUACGCUCAACUUAGACUUUCUUGAGGAUAGUGGUUCUUCAACAAUGCGAAUCGUUGAUGAUGACAAAAAUCAACUUGAAACACUAUCGGGUGGGACUCUACCAAUUCUCGGAAAAGCAAUCAAACAAACUGCCAUGGGUCAGAUUUAG